Molecule: messenger RNA, 2637 nt
Organism: Pyrus x bretschneideri (Chinese white pear)
Lineage: Eukaryota; Viridiplantae; Streptophyta; Magnoliopsida; Rosales; Rosaceae
Product: AP2-associated protein kinase 1
Exons: 8
Coding region: 318-2384 (688 amino acids)
Biological process (GO): protein phosphorylation
Cellular component (GO): cytoplasm
Molecular function (GO): protein serine/threonine kinase activity; ATP binding
Source: RefSeq, a predicted model, not a curated record
GGUGAUUGUUCAAAAGGACGCGGUGUGGUUGGGUGAGGACAAAAGAUGGGAAAAAGAUAGGUUAGGUUGAUUCAUCUUCUUCGUGACAAGCUGCCUCUGCGACUGCAACACAACACCAAUUCCCAAUCUUAAAUGUCUGAAACUUCGGGAUCAGCACGUCGGCUCUAAAUCUUAGAUGUCUGAAACUUCAAACCCCAAUUCCCGAUAUCCAAUCUCCAAUCUCGGAUCUCCAAUCUCCAGUCUCCAAUCUCAUACCCAAUCCUCCAUCCAGUGUUUGGUCUUCAUUGUGUUUGUAUCAAUCAAUCCAUUGAUCUAUCAUGUGGAGGUUUAAGCCUUUUAUGCACAAGGAGCCAACCGGGCUCGAAGGUCGAUCCAUUGACGUUGGAAAUGUCAAGAUUCAUGUCAAGAAUGCCAUUGCCGAAGGCGGGUUCUCUUGCGUUUACUUAGCCCGGGACGCCGUGCAUGUGUCCAAGCAGUAUGCUUUGAAGCACAUCAUUAUUAAUGAUGAGGAGCUGCUGGAGUUGGUGAUGAAGGAGAUCUCGGUCAUGAAGUUGCUCAGAGGACACCCCAAUGUGGUCACACUUUGUGCCCACACCAUCUUGGAUAUGGGGCGUACAAAAGAAGCUCUCCUUGUGAUGGAUUUUUGUGAAAAGAGUCUGGUGAAUGUACUCGAGAGCAGAGGAGCCGGGUUCUUUGAGGAGAAACAGGUUCUUGCUAUCUUCAGGGAUGUGUGCAAUGCAGUUUUCGCAAUGCACUCGCAAUCCCCUCCCAUUGCUCAUAGGGACUUGAAAGCUGAGAAUCUUCUUUUGGGGCCUGAUGGAUUGUGGAAGUUGUGUGAUUUUGGAAGCAUCUCUACCAAUCACAAGCGUUUCGAGAAGCCUGAAGAAAUGGGUAUUGAAGAAGACAAUAUUAGAAAGCACACAACACCGGCCUAUAGAGCCCCUGAGAUGUGGGAUCUCUUUCGGAGAGAGCUUAUAAACGAGAAAGUAGACAUAUGGGCUCUUGGGUGUCUUCUCUUUCGCAUUUGCUACUUCAAAAGUGCAUUUGAUGGAGAAUCAAAGCUGCAGAUCUUAAAUGGAAACUAUCGCAUUCCAGAAUUACCUAAAUACAGCUCAUCUAUAACAGAUCUAAUCAGAGACAUGCUUCAGUCUUCACCGGAUGACAGACCAGACAUCACACAGGUGUGGUUUCGUGUUAAUGAGCUGUUACCAGUUGGUUUACAAAAGUCUUUACCUGAUAGGCAACCUGAAGCGAACUCUGCUGACAAACCUGAAGGUUUGUCAAGGCCCCAUAGAAGCCCACCACCACCACCAGCUUCGGUUGGAGAAUCAGCCAGAAAUUCAUCACAAUUGUCAAAUACAUCAAGGGCAGGGGGAGGUGGAGGGCCAAUUGGUGCAUUCUGGUCCACUCAACAUGCAGAUAGCUCUCUUGUUGUUGACGAAAAGAGUAUACCUAAGUUUGAUGAUGAGCCCACUGGCCAUUUCACAGAAAAACUUGAUGGGGUUCGCCUGGAGAUUCAUCCCAAACCCAAGAACAGUGCCCCUGCAAAAGAGGAAAGGGCGCAAACCCAUGCCACACGAAGAAACUUGCAUGGGAAAUCGCACAAACCUGAGGAGGGACCUUCAAAGGACUUUGAAAUAAGUUUCUUACAAAAAGACCAUGGCACUGAAAGGGCAAAGACAUCCAAAUCUGAGAGUUCAAUUAGUUUUCAAGACGAGGCAUUUAACUCUUUCGUUGCUGAUUUUGAUUCUAAGAAACUCAGCUCAGAAGCUAGUAAUAACAAAUCUGGAACAGAAGCAUUAGAGGCUGAAGUAGAGAGAUUGAAAGAGCAGCUGAAACAAGUGAACUUGGAAAAGGCUGAAAUAACUUCCAAAUUUGAAAAGCUGUCUGCCAUCUGCCGAUCUCAAAGGCAGGAGUUACAAGAGCUUAAGCAGAUGCUUGCUGCUAGAACACCGUCACCAAAUAAAGAUGCAUCGAGAAAUCAGACUUCACCUGGAAAGCAGCCAUCACCAAAUCUACCGCAUAGGGAGAAGAUCGAAGGAAACAUUUGGAAACUCCAGCAAGGAAAAUCUACUCCGAGUCCGGAGUCAAAGCCGUGGCAGCCAUUUGCAGAGGAACCCAAACCGCCGCAGCCUUCAUCAACGGCCAAUGCCUUCAAAUCAGCUAGGACAAGAAAUGGUCACCAGAACAAGCAGGGGACUCAAGUAAAUGCUGGUUUUGAUUCUUGGGGUUUUGGAGCAGAUAGUUUUAGUGCUGCAUCCACUGAAAGCGCACAGAUAUCAAGACCUAUGAGCGAAGGAAACAAUUCUCAGCGCUUAGGGGAGGCAAAGGGUAUGGAGAACAGUAAGCCGGCUUCUCAACCUGCUGGAUGGGCUGGUUUCUAAAUGAAUGCCAUCUGGGAUUGCUGUGAAGGAGGUAUUUGAUAACAACCCUCUGUCUGACUUUCUGACUUUCUUGUCGUCGAUGUUGGUCAAGAAAUCGAGGGUGGAAGAGUAAGAGAGAUGCAUUUGAAUUUGAUUUGAGAUUUUGAGUGCUCGCUCGUGUUUUAUACAGAAUCUGUUGUGUAACAUGUACGCAUACAUAUAUGUGAAUUGAGUGGCAGUUACUUCAAGUAUAUACAUUUUUUCUCUGUGUGCA